Bursaphelenchus okinawaensis is the source of this 4031-nucleotide messenger RNA. The record is from the annotation of a GenBank genome assembly. Lineage: Eukaryota; Metazoa; Nematoda; Chromadorea; Rhabditida; Aphelenchoididae.
AUGGAUUCAAUAAAGCUAGAAGACCUUGUGAUAGACUCUUCCUCAGAUGAAGAUCAGCUGUAAGUUUAUUUUUCGAUCGAAAAUGAGGUAACUUUCAGUGAACUUGAUGUAACAUGAAAUAGAUUAAAGAGUCUAGACCUUUUUUUAAUCUUUUAUUUUAGCUUUUACAGUUUUUAAAGUUUGUAAAUUACAGGAAGCAGCUGAAUACAUCGCAAAAUUCGAGUUUUGGAAGCCAAAGAGGUGGCAGAAGGAAUAAUAACAGGCGGAAUAACAAGGUGUACAAGGAUAUAACUGGGACAAGUGCAUUGUUGGAGCCUCACGAAGACUUUGAAAAACUUUAUUUUGAUAUUGAAGUGAUUGUCACAUCAAACAAUGAGGAGGCACGGAGUUUUAAGUAAGGUUUUUAACAAAGUUGAGUUUCAGUGUAUACAUGUAUACCUCAAGUUUUCGAACUUUUAACUAAUUGAAAGUUAUGGAACGUAGAUAUAAAAUUAUUUUGUAUCCUUUUUUAUCUAUGACAAUAUAAAUCACUUCAUUUCAGUGCGAAAUCCGGCUACAAUCUGAGUUCAAACACGGCACAAGCCCUUCGCUAUUUGGAAUUCAAGAAGCUAUUGCCAGUUCAAGCGUCCGUAGCACCAUACUUAAGUUAUUUUUGUUACCAUGACUUUAUUAUCAAGGCUCCAGCAGGAUCAGGCAAGACAUUCGCGUAUAUAGUACCAAUUUGUGACGAAAUUCAACGGAUAAAGAUGGCAAAACGUGACACUCGGCCUAAUUCUACAGCGCCAUACGCUGUUGUUGUUGCCCCGUCUAGAGAGUUAGUCAAACAACUUUAUAACAUGACUCAGCACUUUGUCAAUGGUAUGUUGUUUGAUAUUAUUUUACUAUAUUUUAGAAUUUUUGAGAUAUUUAUGCGAUUUGGGGGGCUUUUAUAUUGUCUUUGGGUUAAUUGGUAGUUUAACUUUGAAUAGUUUGAUGUUUUUAGUUAUUUUUGGAUGUUUUAGGUAACAAAUAAUAUUUAUAGGUUCAAAAGAUAUUAAAGAUAAUGAAUUUGUGUUUUAUAAUAUUUGUAACUUUUGUAGUUUUGUUAGGAUUUAUAUUACUCAUGGGUCUUUUUAUAAAUUUGUAGAACAUUAUGUAUUAUGGCAUUUAGUCGUUUGUUAGGUAACAACUGUUGCUUAAAUUGUUGAAGAAGACGUAGAUUUUUAUCAUUUUGUAUAAGGUUGUUAUCUGUUUAUGAAAAUUUCGGAAAUUAUGAAGUUUUUAUAUUACCUGUGGGUUUCUUUUGAUAGCUUUUGGGAAAAUUGAUUUUUAACGUCUUUUUUUUUUAAAUUGAUUUUUAACGUCUCUUUUUUUGAAAGGUAACAAAUGUUGUUUUAAAGUUGUAAAAGAUUCUAUAGGUAAUAUUUAUGUUUAGAAAUUUAAAAAAAUUUGAAAAAUUUUAGAGUUGGGAUGAGUUUUAUAUUAUUCAUGGCUCUUUUUUGAUAAACGAUGAAGUUUUUUUUGUAUUACAACUUUGUAUGUUUGCUUAAGGUAUGAAAUGAGAUUUAAGAUACUAAGAAGAUAAAAAUGUAAAAUAUGUUUUAAAAAUAAUUUCAGGCUACGGAGGCUACGUACGAUGCGCUUACGGCUUCGGAAGGCAGGAUAUGAAAACCUCAAAGGUGACUAUAGAAGAUGGUUGUGACAUUAUAUUCUUGACUCUAGGACGUCUACAACACUACUUUAUGGGUAAAGGAUUUGGACUUGGCUUGGAGAAUCUUCGGUAUAUUGUGAUAGAUGAGGCGGAUAAUUUUAUGGCGUAUGGGGACAGACAUCUUAUGGAACAAGCUGCUAUUGAGGAGUUUGUCAAAUUGGCAGUAUGUUUUUGGUAUUUUUGGGAUGUUUUUGAAAUUUGAAAAUUUUUUUUGUUUUUUUGUGUGAUUUCUUGGCGUUUUUAGACCUUUCUUUGAUGAAAUGUUACUGUCUUUAGCCUUAUUUUGUCACUUUUUAAAUGAUUGUUACUUUUUUAGGUAAAACGAAGUCCAGACUCUUCUCUACUUCAAACAAUUCUGGUUGGAGCCGCGGUGGACAUUGAAAAAGCUUUAAAAUUAAAAAUUGUGCGCAACAACUGUAUUGCUCUUGAUGUUCGAACGAAACACGCUUCAAAUGUUGUGCAUGAAGUUGUCGAAGUUGUAAGUGAAGUUUUAUUUUGGUUUUUGGUGUUUUGAAGAAAUUCUGCAAAAAUUACUUUUUUACUUUGAUUUGUUACCUAAAAUAAAAAUGUUAUAAAUAUUUUCAAAAACGCUAUUUUUACUCUGAUUUGUUACCUAAAAAUUAAUUUCCAAACCUUUUUAAAAUUCAAUGACUCUGAUUACCUAAAGUUAAAAAUUUUGUUAAAAAUGAUUUUUUAGUGUAAUUUGUUACCUAAAAGUUAAAUUUUUGGUUUUUUUUGAAAAAGGCAGUCUAUAGUGUGAUUUGUUACUUAAGAUGCAAGUUUAGAACUUUUUUGAAAAGGCGAUUUUAUUGCGAUUUGUUAUCUAAAAAUUCUUUUUGAAAUUUUGUAAAAAAUCUAUUUUUUACUUUGUUUUGAUACCUAAAAAUUCAAUUUUUUGGAAAUUUUAUGGAAGAUGGCAUUUUUUACCCUGGUUCGUUACCUAAAAUGUAAAUUUUUGAAAUUUUUUGAAAAUAUGCAUUUUUUUUACUGUGAGUUGUUACCUAAAAAUUUGCUUUAUUUAGAUUUUUUUUGAAAAAUGAUCUUUGUUACCUAAAAUUUCAAUUUUUUAAAUUUUAAAUUUGUUACCAAAAAAUUAACUUUCUUUAUUUCAGCCUAACCCUGAAGAUCGUACAAAAAUUUUGCUGAAAUACCUAAGCAACUAUCUUCAUCAUCCUCAAGACACAAAGAAAGUGAUAGUAUCCGUAAACGGAAUCCAAGAAUCAGUUCGAAUACAGAGCAUGCUGGUCCACUACGGCUUUUUGGCCGGUGUUGUUAGUUCGAAGCGAAUGCAACCAGAACGAGAGGUAGACAUUGACAAGUUCAACAAGGGGACUUACAAUGUAUUGGUGGUGACGGACGUGAUGGCAAGUGGCAUCAACCUGGCGGUCGACUGUGUUGUUAUGUAUGAACUGCCAAAACGGGAGGAGUUUGAGUAGGUUUUGAGAUUUGGAAAUGUUUUUUUAAAUAAUUUGGGUUAAUUGUGAAUUUUUAAAAUUUUGAGUUUUUUAAAAAAAUUUAUAAUUUUUUGGGUUUUAUUUAUUUGUGGGCAAAAAGUAGUUAUUAUAUCUUUAUAUAUUCAACUUCGAUGGAUAAAACGUAAAAGUUUUGUAAAAAAGUAUUACGUUAUUGCAUAAAAAAAGUCUUGUUGUCAAUUUGUGUUGCUUUUCACGUUGAUAAACGACAAGACUUUUGCUUUUUUGAUAUUGGGUUGAGAAGACGAAAUGCGACAUUUUUAAUAUCAUAAAGCGACAUUCUUAAUAAUCCUUAUUUCUAGGAGAUCAAUGCUAAACAGAACUGGCCGAACCGGACGUCUUGGUCAAAAAGGACGGGUGGUAUACCUAUACAAUGAGAAUGAAGAUGGAUUUUAUGCCAACAGAGUAAGAACGGUUGGUUUUUUAAGUUUUAUUGUUUUAUUGAGGAGAAGGUAGAGAUAAGGCAUGGUUGAGGGUUUGAAGAUAUUAUACUAGGGAAGGGGAAGGUUAACUGUUUUUUGUCUAAAGUAGUGGAAUAGGUUUUUCUUUUUAGAUGAGGGCUUUUUCUUUUUCAUAUUAGUAUCUAGUCGUCUUUGUAUUGAAGUUAUGUUAGUUUAAAUCGUGUUUUUUCCUCUCAAUUAGCGCUUGUACGAUGUUAUCUAUGGUUAUGGGCCUGUUUUGGUCGAUAAUGACAUUUUUUAAAGGUUCAAGCAAAUUUAAAUAUGAUUAUCUUUAGUAUAUUACCUAUUUUAAGCUGGUCUUAAAAAUUUUUUUGCUUAAAAAUCACGAUUAAACUUAAAAACUUUAAGAAAUUGUUGGAAAAUCAGUGCCCAGUACCUUCGUUUUUGGACCCAGAUGAGAGUAUUUGA